AUGCCGCCCCGCUCACACCCACUGUGCCCGGCGCCCGUAGGGAGGAGCCCCGAUGCCGCCCCGCUCACACCCACUGUGCCCGGCGCCCGCAGGGAGGAGCCCCGAUGCCGCCCCGCUCACACCGACCGUGCCCAGUGCCCGCAGGGAGGAGCCCCGAUGCCGCCCCGCUCACACCCACUGUGCCCGGCGCCCGCAGGGAGGAGCCCCGAUGCCGCCCCGCUCACACCGGCCGUGCCCGGCGCCGCUCGCACGCCGCCCUCACCGCACGGCCCCUUCCGGCGGCGCUACGGCGGCCGCGGCGGGACACACGCGGCUCCCCGGGCGCAGGCGCGGAGGGGCGCGGAGGCCGGGCCGAUGCGGGGCCUGGCGCUGCGGGCGCGAUGGUGCCGCUCGCUCUGGGCGCUGCCGGCAAGGGCCGCCGCCAACGCCGCUUCUUCGCCUCCUCCCCAUCCUCCUCCUCCUCUCGCCGGAGCCUCACCGGGCGCGUUGAACCCGUUCGACCGGCGGCUGAAGCGGAAGCAGAAGAACUGGGCGGCGCUGCAGGCCGAGCCCGCCAAGUGCGAUUACCUGCGGGAGGAGGUCGGCGGCAGGAUCGCGGACCGGGUGUUUGACAUCACCAGAACGUUUCCUCUGGCUUUGGAUGUUGGCUCUGGAAGAGGUUACAUAGCUCAGCACUUAACCAAGGAAACAGUUGAAAAACUUAUUCAAGUUGAUAUUGCAGAGAAUGCUUUAAAAAAUGCUAUAGAAUCUGAAAUCCCAACGAUCAAGGUUGUAGCUGAUGAGGAAUUCCUUCCUUUCAAAGAAGAUACAUUUGAUCUUGUUGUCAGCAGCUUAAGUUUGCAUUGGGUGAAUGACCUUCCUAAAGCUUUCAAAGAGAUCCACCAGGUGCUGAAGCCCGAUGGAGUGUUCAUUGGAGCCAUGUUUGGGGGGGACACCCUGUACGAGCUGCGCUGCUCCCUGCAGCUGGCUGAGCUGGAGAGGGAAGGGGGCUUCUCUCCUCACGUGUCACCCUUCACUGCUGUUGCUGAUCUGGGACAUCUCCUCUCCAGGGCUGGCUUUAACACCCUCACUGUGGAUACUGAUGAAAUCCAAGUGAACUACCCAGGGUUAUUUGAGGUUAUGGAAGACUUACAAGGUAUGGGGGAGAGUAAUUGCUCUUGGAAUAGAAAGCCUCUGCUGCACAGGGAGACAAUGCUGGCAGCUGCUGCAAUAUACCAAGAAAUGUAUGGGAACAGCAAUGGCUCUGUACCUGCCACCUUUCAGAUCUACUACAUGAUUGGCUGGAAAUACCACGAGUCACAGGCAAAACCAGCCCAGCGAGGUUCUGCAACAGUUUCAUUUGGAGAUCUGGCAAAAAUAGAAGGACUUCUUAAAAGAGGAAAAAAAUAAUUGUUCUUCAGAAAUAAUAAUGGUCUUGAAACUUCUAUAAAAGUUUUAAUUGCAGACAGUCUUCACUUGUGCUUAUUUAGUGAUGACAUCCUGAAAUGAUAAUAAAGUAUCUACUAUAGAGCUUUUUGUACUGUGCCACAGCAUUAUCUGUGAGAAAUGGUGUUAAUUUUUUAUUUCUAGGUAAAUAGCUGAGCAUUUUGCUUUCUCAAGUCUUUGAGAGGACUAUUCAACUCUCAACUUUUUAUUAAAUUUACUAUUUUCAAACAUAA
Messenger RNA from Melospiza georgiana, 1658 nucleotides. It is a transcript of the gene NDUFAF5, whose product is annotated as NADH:ubiquinone oxidoreductase complex assembly factor 5. Gene Ontology annotation, biological process: mitochondrial respiratory chain complex I assembly. Gene Ontology annotation, molecular function: S-adenosylmethionine-dependent methyltransferase activity. The record is from RefSeq and is a predicted model, not a curated record. NCBI's taxonomy places the organism in Eukaryota, Metazoa, Chordata, Aves, Passeriformes, Passerellidae. The transcript has 11 exons. The coding region runs from base 1 to 1389 and encodes 462 amino acids. Gene Ontology annotation, cellular component: mitochondrion.